Magallana angulata is the source of this 676-nucleotide messenger RNA. Its product is annotated as cytidine deaminase-like. The transcript has 5 exons. Lineage: Eukaryota; Metazoa; Mollusca; Bivalvia; Ostreida; Ostreidae. The coding region runs from base 115 to 543 and encodes 142 amino acids. Gene Ontology annotation, molecular function: cytidine deaminase activity; zinc ion binding. Gene Ontology annotation, cellular component: cytosol. The record is from RefSeq and is a predicted model, not a curated record.
UCGAGGCUUGCGUUGUAUUGACAUUCUGCUUGGCGGAUGAGAUAAGAUGUGCUCACCGGGUCAAAAUAUAUACUCUCAUUAAAUCUUGUUUCCGGUGGGAGAACAGCGUCUGCAAUGAAUGUGGAAAGUUUAGAGUCGCCUUAUAAGGAGCUGGUUAAGGCUGCCGUAGAGGUCAAGGACAAGGCCUAUUGUCCCUAUAGCAACUUCCACGUGGGGGCGGCGGUGCUGACUUCUUCGAACCAGAUUUUUACAGGUGUCAACGUAGAAAACGCUUCGUAUGGUCUCUGCGUCUGCGCAGAGCGUGUUGCCAUAACGAACGCUGUGUCUCAAGGUCACAGAGAACUGAGGGCGAUGGCUGUGUGUUGUGAUAUCAAAGACUCCUUUAAAGCACCCUGCGGAGCAUGUCGACAGGUUGUUGCCGAGUUUAAUUUGGAUAUGGAUUUCUACAUGGUGAAACCGGACUACGCAUCUAAAAAGAUCAAAUUUGCAGAGUUACUGCCCAUGGCAUUUACUCCAGCAUCACUGAAGGAAGAGAGAGUGUAAAAAAAAGUAUGAAUGUACGAUUGCGAGUUGUUCUUUAAUAUAAAGGUGUACAAAAUUCAUAAAAUUUUUAAUAGACCUGCAACUUUUUAUUAAAACUUUUUGAUAAUAACAUAUAUUUUUUCUUAUUUUUGAG